Messenger RNA from Necator americanus (New World hookworm), 2265 nucleotides. RefSeq lists its product as uncharacterized. The transcript has 19 exons. Bases 1 to 2265 code for a protein of 754 amino acids. The record is from RefSeq and is a predicted model, not a curated record. Lineage: Eukaryota; Metazoa; Nematoda; Chromadorea; Rhabditida; Ancylostomatidae. Gene Ontology annotation, molecular function: GTP binding.
AUGCGAUCAACUUUUGUUGUGCAGUGCAUUGUGAGACGUCUGAGACAUAGGACAAUGAAGAUUCCCAGCGCUGUACCAGAAAAAUCCGUUAGCCGUGGGUCCCAGGUAGAGCUGAUACAUAAACGGCUUGCUGCUUUUGAACGAGAGCAGAAGGAGAAUGUCAUGAAGAAGAGCGAUUUUGCGACAAAUUCGAUUGCAGCUGAGAAUCUAAUCAAGACAGACAGCAGUUAUGCGAAGGUGUUACAAAGAAGGUUGCUUGAAGUAGAAGAAGCGCAGAAGACGCCCGAAAUUAAUUCAACUGACCACUACAUGCCGCUGGCUUUUAAGCCGAUCAAUGAUGAUAUUGCUCAAGUAAAUAACUCCGACAACGCGGAAUUUCCUGGAGGUGCUGCUUGUGAUAGAGGUUACUUUGUUGAAGGUAAUGAAUACGUUGACGAUUAUGUACUAGGGACUGCAGCAGAUAUCCCAGAUGAAGUAACAACGCGGUCCUAUGAUUAUUUCGGGUCGGACGACGUAGCAGAAGUUAUUGAUUUCCAACAUCCUGGUCAAAGCACACAGAGUCAAGAACAGCUUGGCCAAUCUUUCGAUGAUGGAGUGCGAGAGGAAAGUGAAGAGCUGGAGCCGAACACGGGUGCGGAAAAUCAAUACAAAACGAGGAUAAAUGCAAAAUGUAGCGGCUGUGGAGCUCAAAUGCACUGUGAGAACAGCUCAGUCCCCGGAUUCAUUUCUGAAGAAGAGAUAACGAAAUAUUCUGGUAAAAGGCUGCCCAGUAAUAUUCUGUGCCGACGAUGUCACCUUCUCAAACAAUACCAUUUCUUGUUGAACGUGAACGUUUGCGAAGUGGACUACGCAUCAAUUAUGUCAUGUCUACGCAUGAACGAAGAAGCCCUCGUGCUGUUGGUGGUGGAUAUCACUGAUAUUCCUGGAAGUAUCCAUCACCAAUUGCCUCAUAUUAUCGGAUCAUCCAAGCCUAUGAUAGUCAUUGCCAACAAAGUUGAUCUCCUUCCACCCGACGCCCGAACUGGUUAUCUUAAAAGAUUCAAAAAUGUCGUGGAAGAAACGAUCGAAGCAGCUGGCUUUCGGAAACAUUUUACCAUUUUGCACACAGCUCUUGUGAGCGCAAAAACCGGCUAUGGAGUGGAGGAUUUAGUGACUGAAAUUUAUCUAAAGUACACAUCAGUCAGAUUAGAUGUACGAAAUGACAUUUACCUGAUAGGAUGCACCAAUGCUGGAAAAUCGAGCUUAUUUAAUGCUCUCCUGCAGUCAGACCUCUGUAAAGUUCGUGCUCUUGAUCUUGUGGAACGCGCAACUACAUCAAUCUGGCCUGGGACGACUCUUUCGCUUUUAAAAUUCCCUGUCAUGCAACCAACUCCUUUUCGCUUGGAACUACGACGACGAAGGUUACUCAGACAUAGGGCAUGGUUACAGAAAGAGAUGUAUAAUAGGAAACUUUUGCUGCAACAGAGUGGCGACCCAACCUAUGCCGUCCUAUUCGGAAGCGUUCAAAACACUUUCAAGAAGAAAGACGACGAGAUGGAACCAACGACCUUGGAUAUGACGGAAGAUGGAUCUGCUGUUGAGAAAAGCUCAAGAAGGUGGUCCUUGAAAGAUCCUGUGUUUUCGAAAGGAAUGUGGUGCUACGAUACACCAGGCACGAUAAAUGACCAACAGGUGCUCAAUCUGUUUACACUAGAAGAAUUGAUUCACGUGCUGCCCCGUCGUCUACUACAACCUCGCACUGCUUUAGUACCAGUUGGACAUUCGCUGAUUAUCGGUGGUUUGGCUCGGUUAGAUGUGAUGGAAUGUGCUCGAGGCGAUGCUGUAUUGCUGACCACUUUUGCAAGUGAUGAUCUCCCGAUUAACAGUAUGCCUACUGUUGAAGCUGAUACAUUCAUCCGAGAAAACACCGGCAGUGAAGCACUCGUGGUUCCAAAAGGAGGAACGAGAUUGUCUGAGUGGCCGAAACUUGAAAGUCGCAUAUUCGAACUGAAGGGAAACAAAGAAGGUACUGGAGUGGCUGAUAUCGUUCUAUCCUCAAUAGGAUGGGUGCUUCUGUCAACUUCAAGUCCAUUAGUUCGUCUUCGGUGUUUCACCCCUGGAGGGAAGGGCUUAACAACGCGAACACCGAUGUUGCCGUAUGCGGCUACUUUGCGUGGGAAACGUAUUCCGGGAACAAGAUUCUAUAAAGUAAAACCUAUCGAGUUUCCUGUGAAUAUUCGUCGAAUCAAAGCUCUCAAGCGCAGAAGACGAUUUUCCAAAGAUUGA